Clunio marinus is the source of this 517-nucleotide messenger RNA. The record is from the annotation of a GenBank genome assembly. Lineage: Eukaryota; Metazoa; Arthropoda; Insecta; Diptera; Chironomidae.
CACAAAUUCAUUGAAUUAAGUUAAAUACAUUUGUUUUGAAAAUUUGUCCCUUGUGUUUCUAUUUUCGAGGUAAAAUCAAUUUGUCAUCAUGACAAAGGGAACAUCCAGCUUUGGAAAGCGUCGUAAUAAGACUCAUACGAUAUGUCGUCGGUGUGGACGUUCAUCGUACCAUAUUCAAAAAUCAGUUUGUUCCCAAUGCGGAUAUCCAGCUGCUAAAACUCGUUCAUACAACUGGUCCGUUAAGGCUAAGAGAAGAAAGACAACUGGUACCGGACGUUGCCGUUAUCUUAAGGUUGUUCGUCGCCGUUUCCGCAAUGGAUUCCGUGAAGGAACACAAGCAAAACCACGCAAAUCAAAGGCAUAAGUGUCGAAAUAUUUCUGAAUUUCCAAGAACAACAUCCUUGAGGAAUGAUUUGAAAUUUUGGAGUAAUGUUUGAUACAAUAUCUAUCAAAAUAAAAGCUUCUUAUUUAACAUUCUAAAAGAAUUUUUUUCUUCAUGUUUAUGUAAAAGAAAAAA